Molecule: messenger RNA, 1881 nt
Organism: Exophiala oligosperma
Lineage: Eukaryota; Fungi; Ascomycota; Eurotiomycetes; Chaetothyriales; Herpotrichiellaceae
Exons: 2
Coding region: 82-1620 (512 amino acids)
Source: RefSeq, a predicted model, not a curated record
CUUUUAGACGUCGUUUUCUCUGUCAUACGAGAUACCAUCGCUUUGAUUAGUGGCUAUUAACAAUGACUGUUCAUUUACACGAUGUCGUCUUCUACUCCCUGGCGCAAGACUGUCGGCGAGAUGCUUCUCUUGUCACCAGUAGAAGUUGGUGACCUGAGCCUCUCCUCCUCCUCAAGAAAGCGCCAAAUCACGCCCCUAGCCGAAAAAAUGUCGCCGAAAAAGCUAGCAGUCAUCACCGGUCCCGGAGCAGUGAGCACCGUGGCGAACAGCGUUGCUCUCUCUACUUUGCAGAAUCCUCUCAGAUGGUUCGUCAAGUCCGAUCUGGCUUACAUCGCAUCUCGGUCGUCUCUCUACGAGGCCACCCCAAACCCGCUCCUCCAGACUGCACAGGUUCGAAACGAGGUACCACGCCACAUCAUUUUGCCGUUCGACCUUCGGGACGAGGAAAACGCCCUCGAUGACCCAAAGAAUGUGGACUUGCUAUUUAGCAUCUUCCCCGGAACGAUUGCUGUUGGAACUGACGGGUGGUUCGUAUACAUCGAGCAAUCCACGCUGCCGCCGAAGCCUUGGCCACUCACCGUUGCCGGACUUCCGCUCUACUUCCAAAUGGAGAUGGGGGAGACACCCUUGCCAAGAGCAAAGCCUGUCCACUGGAGAAAUGGCUCUAUCGCUGAAGACCGAAAUGGCAGAGAUAUGGAGGACUGGACGCCGCUCUUCCACAUCAUCAAGGACCAUUUUGAGAGCAUUGGUGUCUCCAUUACGGAGGUCAUAUACUUUGGCUCCAUCGUUUACAUCGUGUUGGAGCACCGAGGGACCGACUACAAAGUAUUGCCUCGGUGUGCUGCAAGAAUCGUGUGUUGGUACAUGUUCGAAGACGAGAUGGAUCGACCGUCGACGCCAUAUGCUCGCCGCAUCCAUGACCCUGCUCUGGGGAAUCCAGACCGCAGCAAGUACGAUACUCUGCAGCCUGGGCUGUGCAUCGCGUCCACCCACAUACCAGGCACCUCCGGCCAUUAUCUCUCUUCAACAACUGGCGUUCUUGUGAAGGAUCGUAUGGGCACCAAGUUCAUGACCGCGGCCGCGCAUUCAUUCCCCAGUGAAUGUGGCACCUCAGUCUGGCACUCUUCCCCCGACACCGGUCGCGACAUUGGCGAGCUUAUUCAGGAAGUCUCACACACGGACAUUGCACUUAUUAGGUUGAAAGGCAACGAAACGUUCUCUAAUGUCACGUUUGAGAAUGAGGCAAUGCCGAACGCUCUUCAGCUUACGAAAUUCAUUGCAACUGGUACAUAUAAACGGCACAGUAUCGUCUGCUUAGAUUCGCCUGAUUCCGGCUACAUGGAAGGUUCAUUCAUGGGACAAGCAUUCCGAACAUACCCUAUUGACGGCGGUACACCACAGCGGAAAUGGAUGUCCACAAUCUGGCUGUACUUGGGCGAAGAUACAGGUCUCAACCUUCCUCAAGGAAUCUGCGGCAGUGCUAUAUGGGACAAAGACGGAAAUGUCUUGGGAUUUUUCCAGUAUGCGCCAACACAAGGAGUCAUGACAAAAUUCUGCACUGGAAUGAGUGCUGAUGAACUCACUGAACGAGGAUACACGCUCGUCGAUACGAGCCCCUGAAGCACAAGGUUGCUAUUUUCAGGCCCUGACAGCCACAAGCCCAGUACGAAGGUAAAUGAGGUCCUCUUGAUCGUUUAAACUUGAUGAAAAGGGAAGAAAGGACUAAGCGUCUAUUGAAGGUGCCUAGGCGGUUCUCGGGAGCGCUUAGCGAUCGCUCAAAAAGUAGCGGGUGAGCAAAGCAGCGAGAGCGGCUACCAAAUUAGAAUGGGAUAGAGAGAAUGACACGGAGUUUUUCGUCUGAAACUACAACACAGUACCUAC